Lactuca virosa is the source of this 1819-nucleotide messenger RNA. The record is from the annotation of a GenBank genome assembly. NCBI's taxonomy places the organism in Eukaryota, Viridiplantae, Streptophyta, Magnoliopsida, Asterales, Asteraceae.
AAAGCCUCUCAUUUUAAUCAAUCCACCACACCGGCGGCCACCACCUACUAGAAAUUAAAAUGAAAUCCUUCGCCGUUGCCGAUGACCAAUUCCCCAAGUCGAACGACAAGAAAGUGGUGGAUUGCUCAAAAUCUAAUGCAUUCCCUCUGUUUAACACCAUCUUCUUCGCUUUCUUCUUCUCCGUUAUCAGUUACCUCUUCGUCACCUUCCGCCAAAAGAUCCACACCGCCACCCCUCUCUAUCUCACCUUAUCGGAGAUGGCUGCUGUCGUCUGCUUUGUCGCCUCCUUCGUCUAUUUUCUUGGUUUCUUCGGUAUGAACUUCCUCCAGUCCAUGCCGUUUCCAGAUGAAGAAGAAGACGAUGAACUUGAAGAAACAAACGCCAAAGAGAUCAUCCAUUCAACCAACUCCGCGGGCUGCGUUACCAAGAUUUCCGAUCAAGAUUUUCUAACUCCACUCCCUAAGUCCACCACUGCCGUUGAGUGCCUCACGGCUACGACGGAAGACGAGGAGGUGAUACAAGCGGUGGUUACCGGAAAAACACCCUCUUACUCGCUCGAAUCAAAGCUUGGGGACUGUAAACGUGCAGCGUUCAUCAGGCGACAAGCUUUGGAGAGGAUAACAGGAAGGUCUCUUGAAGGUUUACCAUUAGAUGGUUUCAACUACGAAUCGAUAUUAGGACAGUGUUGCGAGAUGCCGGUGGGUUAUAUUCAAAUUCCGGUGGGUAUCGCCGGGCCGUUAUUGCUCGACGGAAUGGAGUUCUCGGUGCCGAUGGCGACCACAGAAGGUUGUCUUGUGGCUAGUACCAAUAGGGGUUGUAAAGCCAUCAACGCUUCCGGUGGUGCCACCAGUAUCCUCCUUAAAGAUGGCAUGACUAGAGCUCCGGUUGUCCGGUUUGCCACCGCCAAGAGAGCGGCAGAGUUGAAGUUUUUCUUGGAGGAACCACUCAAUUUCCAGACUCUAGCUUCUGUUUUCAACAAGUCAAGUAGAUUUGGAAGGCUUCAAACCAUUCAAUGUGCGAUGGCCGGAAAGAAUCUAUACAUGAGGUUUACUUGCAGCACUGGAGAUGCAAUGGGGAUGAACAUGGUUUCAAAAGGUGUUCAAAACGUUUUGGAUUACCUCCAGGCCGAUUUCCCGGACAUGGACAUCAUCGGAAUCUCCGGCAACUACUGCUCCGACAAGAAACCGGCUGCUGUGAACUGGAUCGAAGGCCGAGGCAAAUCAGUGGUAUGUGAAGCAAUCAUAAAAGAGGAGGUGGUGAAGAAGGUGUUGAAAACUGAUGUAGCUUCGUUGGUGGAACUAAACAUGCUAAAGAACCUGACUGGAUCAGCCAUGGCCGGUGCUUUAGGUGGGUUCAAUGCCCAUGCAAGUAAUAUCGUGUCGGCAGUGUACUUAGCCACCGGACAAGAUCCGGCCCAAAAUGUGGAAAGCUCACACUGUAUUACCAUGAUGGAGGCCGUGAAUGGUGGCAAAGAUCUUCAUGUUUCAGUGACGAUGCCGUCGAUUGAGGUGGGGACGGUGGGUGGCGGGACGCAAUUGGCUUCACAAUCGGCGUGCUUGAAUUUGCUUGGGGUGAAGGGUGCAAACAAGGUGUCGCCUGGAUCUAAUGCACGGCAGUUGGCGAAGGUGGUCGCCGGGUCUGUUUUGGCCGGAGAAUUGUCUCUCAUGUCGGCAAUCGCCGCCGGUCAACUUGUUAAGAGCCACAUGAAAUACAAUAGAUCCAACAAAUAGGUUUCGUUGUAAAGUUGUAUACCUAUACUUUUAUUUAUUUGUUAUCUUAAUUAUUUUUAAAUAGUAAAAUGAAUCUUAUAAAAAAUUAG